Molecule: messenger RNA, 3700 nt
Organism: Ziziphus jujuba (common jujube)
Lineage: Eukaryota; Viridiplantae; Streptophyta; Magnoliopsida; Rosales; Rhamnaceae
Exons: 18
Coding region: 555-1574 (339 amino acids)
Biological process (GO): transmembrane transport
Cellular component (GO): membrane
Molecular function (GO): transmembrane transporter activity
Source: RefSeq, a predicted model, not a curated record
UAUAUCUUGAUAAGAUUUGGUAAAAAUACAAAUGACACUUUUAUAUUAAAAAAAAAAAAAACCAUCUCUGAGGAAACCGAGACUAUAAAAAAGGAACCGGUUGUACUUUGUAAACUUAUUGGAUAUCAGACUUUGAAAAAGAUAAAAUUCAACUUCUUUUUUGGUCCUAAAAGGAAAAAAACAAAAAACAAAAAAAGAAAAGGAAAAAACAAAAAGACUUUAAAAAAGAUAUAUGAAAGUUCUCUAGUACAAUGUUAAUUUAUCGAAUGAUAUUAAAAGAAUUUGUCCCAGAAAAAGAAAUAAUAGUAAUAAAAGAAAGUUGUUCUUUCUAUUCCAUGUAUUAUACUCUUAUCUUCAACCUCAAGACAAAUAAAUUAAUACUACACAGUGAGUAAUAAAUUGGAUUAGACGUGAAUCAUGUGCUUGGCUGGGCUGGGCCAAGAAAAACCUCACCUGUUAAUAUGAUGAAUGUGAUGCUUAAAAAUGGUGAUAGAUGGAAUUUCAUUACCCCCAAAAAAAAAAAAAAUUUAUUUGUCUAAUUUAUUGUGAUCGCCAUGGAUUGGAGCAUAGUAAACAGCUGGAGGAGCAACCAUGGAAGUUUGAGAACAUUGUACGUGCUGUUCUUGGGUCAGCUCGUGUCCUUUUCUCUUGCACUCUGCAGCUUCUUUUCGUCUCUCAUUGCCAAACUUGGUGUGGAUGCGCCUCUUUCUCAGAGCCUUUUCGUUUUCAUAACUCUGGCUUUGGUUUAUGGGAGCAUCUUGCUGUCUAGGCGUCAGCAACUACAGGUUUCUUGGUAUUGGUAUCUCCUCUUGGCGUUUGUUGAGGUUCAAGGGAGUUAUCUUUUUAACAAAUCUUUGCAGUAUUCGUCAAUAACUAAUGUAACAUUAUUGGAACGUUGGACAAUCGCGUGGGCGAUAAUUUUAACAUGGAUCUUCUUGGGCACUCGAUAUUCCCUAUGGCAAAUAUUUGGGGCAGCCGUAAGUGUACUGGGUCUUGGUUUGGUGCUCCUUUCUGAUGCAGGGGUGGGCGGUGGAGGGAGUUCAAGACCUCUUCUUGGUGACAUCCUUGUCAUUGCUGCAACACUUUGCUAUGCAAUAAGUAAUGUUGGUGAGGAGUUUUGUGUUAAGAGAAAAGAUCAGAUUGAAGUAGUUUCAAUGAUUGGUGUUUAUGGAACUUUAGUGAGUUUGUUUGAGAUAUCUAUAGUAGAGCUAAAAAAACUGGAGUCUGUUAAGUGGUCUGCAGAAAUUAUAUUGGCAUUUGCUGGCUAUGCUCUCUCAAGCUUUUUAUUCCGUGCACUUACUCCAUUUGUUCUCAAGCUAAGUGGAUCUACAAUGUUCAACCUCUCUCUUCUCACAUCUGAUAUGUGGGCAGUUGUAUUUCGUAUCUUUUUCUAUCACCAACAGGUUGACUGGUUAUACUACAUUGCUUUUGUAGUUGUAGUUAUUGGGCUUAUCAUAUAUUCUACAUCUGGAAAAGAUCCUAUUCCUGCAUCAGCAAUAGAGGAUGGAAUCCCCAACAUUCAGUAUAAACUGCUUAACAAAAAUGCUGCAUCGAUAAACGAGUCUUUGACUUGAUGAGCGGCAGAGAAAUUAGAAGUUAUAUAUAAAUUAUAAGUUCUACAUUCAGAUAAAAGUGAAGCAAAUUUCAGUUGGCAGUGGUGGCGCUCCUUAUUUAUCCUGCAAUUUGUAAUCUAAUAUCUAGUUCUAUGAACCCCAAAGUUACAAUGUAAUUUUUUACAAUAUUUGUGAAUCCAGAAUAUGGAUUUGUUCCGAUUUAAGUUCUAUUUUCUUUGGUUGUUCCAUAAACCAGAACAGAAAGUAUCAAACUAUGCACUCCUUGAGUACCUCGUCUUUGUCUGAAGGGGGAUAUACAGCUUUAUCUUUAUGAAAUGGGCUAAGAUUUUUAAAUGUACAUGUUGCUUUAUUAUCAAAUGUUUAGAUACUCUAAAAGAAGACUUGCUUUUGCUAGCAAAUGGGGUUGUAGAUUGGAUUGCUAGCAUUGAGGAUCUUAUGGAUUUUUGUAUAAAUCCCAAAUAGGAAGCCUGUUUUCAAAACAUGGAGAGCAAAGAAAUAUCUAUUUUCAUGUCAUCUUUACUGUAUUUUGCGUGGAGUUGUCGAAAUAGGAAACUUUUUUCAGGACCAGUUUGUUUCACUGAGAAAGUGGUACGUUUUAAUUGCAUGGUUGAGGAGCUUCUAAUGGCCUCCAUUGAUUCAAAGGCGGCCCCCAAAGAGAUUUGAUUGCCUGGCAUCCUCCCCCUGAAGGAUGGUGGAAAAUCAAUACAGACGCUGCCUUCUGUAAUAAUGAAGCUGGGCUGGUUUUUGUGGUGAGAGAUUGGAAAGGAAAUCUACUAUUUCUUGCUUCUAGCCGUUCGAGCUGUAGUUCCCCCCUUGAAGCUGAGCUGAAAGCUGUGAGCUGGGCUGCUGCUUCUGAAGCCUAUAAUCAUGGGUGGGAGAGGGGGAAUUUGGCCCAAUACCCCCAUAGGACCGAGCUUCAUGAAUUUUGCCCCCUCAAUUCAUUUCUUUUUUGAUCUACCCCUCCAAUCUUUUAAAAUUCCAAAAUACCCUUAUGUUUUUUUUUUAUAUGUUUUUUUCUUUCCUUUCUAUGACUUUUCCCCUCCAUCUCUUUAUCCAUAACCAGACCUUAGGAGCCCUCUGUUUCCUUUCAUGAAUCGGCCGGAUUGUAAGCGUGGUGACUGCACGUUUUGAAGGAGAUGGUGAAGAGGCGACUCAGAGAGAAAACUGCAGGAUUUUAGAGAGCCCUAGAAGCAGAAGCAACAGGUAGGCAACAGCGAAGUAGGAAAGCAUGAGGCUCAUUCGAUCAAUCACUGGCAUUUCUUGCUGAGAGAUAUGUAUGAUGAUAUGAUGCUGGAUGGAGUACAGCCAACUAGGGAUACAUUCCAUUCUGUCAUCAGUUAGUGGAAAGGUGGAUAAGCAAAAUGCUCAUUUCUUUGGUGUUACAAUCAAUGAGCAACAAGCCGAGUGUGGUAUUGUAGUAAGAGUUACUUCAAAUGCACAAAGCAAAUUUAAGUUACUUUAUUUCGAGCAAGAUGUGAAUGGCGGUUAUGGUUUGGCCCUACAGAAUGUAUGCAGAAGAAAGAAGUUACUACUUUUUCUCUAGGUGAUUGAUGAAAUAGAUGGAGCUCUUGGUGAUGGCAAAGGUGCUGUGGAGGUUAUUCUAAAGAUGAUAAGAAGGCUCUCUAAAACCCUGCAGUUUUCUAUCUGAGUCGCCUCUUCACCAUCUCCUUCAAAACGCGCAGUCUCCACGCUUACAAUCCGGCCGAUGCGAAAGGAAACAGAGGGCUCCUAAGGUCUGGUUAUGGAUAAAGAGAUGACGGGGAAACGUCGAAGAAAGGAAAGAAAAAAACAUAUAAAAAAAAAACAUAAGGGUAUUUCGUUUCGUUUUCAUGAUUCCCUGGAAAAUGGGUUCAUAUAUUUGUUCAACCAACAGUUAAUCGUGUUGUCAGCAGGUGAUCCUUUACUACCAUGGCUGAUGUUUAAUUGCUGUAACAAUUUCAAGCCUUUCCAUUUCUGAUGGGGAACAUUGGGUCAAGUCGAGAUUGAUACCAACAGAGGCUUUUGUAGGAGCUGUAAUAUUAUCUAGGAGCUGUAAUAUUCUCUAGGAGGUGUAAUAUUCUCUUGUUUUUAUUCAUAAAACACUUGUACAAUUUCCUCUUGCUAAUUCAGAUUUUGUUUUUAGUUUU